CGAAAUUAAAAUUGGGGUCUCUUACGCUUUUGAGAGUGAUUGAUCAAUCCAAUAUGUCUCAUGAAUUACAUUUACAGGAAUUCUUUUCUUCUAAUUCAAACAAUCUAAAGGACGACGUAGCACUCCGAGCAGUUCUUACCUCACACUAUGAAAUAUUUAAAAGGUUCUUUAAGUGCGAGUCCUUGCUUAUGCGCUCGCCUCUUACUAUAUAAACUUCGGUAAACUAUACUCAGCAGAAUGCGAAAGCUCAAAAAUUUCCUAAGAGAUCCGAUUUCCGAACUUCCAUUGGAAACCGAAGCAAUUAUCUUAACUGUUUUCCUCAUUCAAACUUCUGAUUAACCCGAACCUCCAAUUUUUUUGGUUAUACUCUUCCAUGCCUCGGACUUCAGUGGAUUCGGCUUUUCUACCUACCCCGAAUAGAAAGUGAUGGGUAAGGGAUAAACUCAAAAUAAAAAGGAACCUGUACCCCGUCAUGAGUUCCCUCCUUAAAUUUUAAAAACAGUAAACAACUUCUAAGUGUUUCCAACUAUCAUCAAACAUAAACCAAAUCUUUUUAUUUUUUUUUAUUUUCUUUUUUAACCUACUUGUGGCGCCAAUAGGAUAUUGUGCUGUUGCCUUCGUAUAAUAUCAUACCUCUGUCUCGUCCGAUUAAAAUAUUUCAAUAGAACACCGCGUGCGAACAUUCUUUAACUGUUUUCGUAUAUAUUUGGAUUAUUGCUUAGGCAUCUUCUUUUUUGUGAAAUUAGCUUAUUAGAUAUCUUCAAUUUUUUUGUUGAAGACAGUGCGAAUUAAUGGUGUAAAGGAUACCAUUGCAAAUUAUUAAUCGAUUCCACAAACUCAUUAUUAUUUUUUUGUAUGAGAGUAUUUACACUCGCAUACUUUUGAUCAAAAAAAGCGAGGAUUUUCAUACUAUAUCAUUUGAUAUCCAAUACUCAUUUGAAAUAGCAAAAAGGAGUUGACACUUCUCAUCAAUAGGUGUUUUACUUUUUAUUAUGCAGGUUUCACCAUCAAAGAAGACCUCUCCAGUUGUCACAGGCGAUUUAAAGAACUUAGCCCCGGCUUUACCUACCUUCUGGAUUGCCUUUCCAGCAAGCCAGCCUUUAGGCUGUUUACGGCCUCGCAUAAAUCGUCGCAUUACUCAAAUAAAACAACGAGCAGAAACAGAAGAAGCGGUAUUUAAUUUGUACCAAAGAUGGAAUCCUUUAUCGUUUUCUUAUCGUCUCAUUUUUACAGAUGCCAUAAGGGAUGACAAGAGAAUUUUCGCUUGGUUUUUUACAAAACGAUUUAGAUCUCGAAAACUUCUAAUGAAAACUACAAAAAGCUUUGCUGAUGGCUAUAUGUAUUGGACAAUCACGUCCACUGAAGGAAGGGUGGUAUUUGAUUGCAAUACUACCAAUUUAAUGGAAGUCAAACAAAUUGUUUGGAAACCACAGGACCGAAAGUCGAAGGAAGGAAAUGCUUGGAAAGCAGAUUUGGUUUUACCAUUGCAAAAGCAAAGAAUGUCCGUGGCUUUUCUAAACGGACUUGAAAUUAAAUUUAACCCUCAAAUAUUCGAAUUUACUACACGCUUCAUAAAAUUCCGUUAUCUUGAAGCCGCCAUUUUUGCCAUGGCUCUCUAUGUGAAAAUAUACAACCUAAAUAUACUUCAUCCCUCUCUUGUACCUUGAGUCAUUCUUUUGUUAUUACCACUUUCCUCCUGUCAUGACAUCCAUGGUUCUUUAGGACUUUCUCCCAUUUUGUACAAAGCAUCCUCUUGUUGAUAUCUCUGUUCCUUGUUUAAUAUUCUUUUUUUUUUAUUUGUUCCUUUUGUUACGAUAAAGAAAUCUCGAUUCUUAAAAUUUUCUGAAAGCAACUCACUCUUUCUGGUUUAAUAUUUAAUGAGAAGACUCUAAUCUAGAAGUAAAAAUUAAAGAAUAACCGUUUAAUUGACUGAAUCCAUACGUCUCGUUUGUUUUUGUUUUUUCUUGUUUUUCUUCUGUAAUUGAAUCUUUUUGUUCACUCAUUUUCAUCCGAUACUUUCACAUAUCUACAUUCGUAUGCGGUAUCACCCUUACCAAACUAUAAUGCAGAUUUCCUUAUGACGGGUGUUC
Schizosaccharomyces cryophilus OY26 is the source of this 2090-nucleotide messenger RNA. RefSeq lists its product as uncharacterized. The record is from RefSeq and is a predicted model, not a curated record. NCBI's taxonomy places the organism in Eukaryota, Fungi, Ascomycota, Schizosaccharomycetes, Schizosaccharomycetales, Schizosaccharomycetaceae. The transcript has a single exon. The coding region runs from base 993 to 1667 and encodes 224 amino acids.